AUGGCGUCCUACGACAAGACCAUGGCGACAGCGGCCUCCCUCGCCGCAUCCCUGAUGCUGGUGCGGGGCCUCGCGAACGAGCUGCUGCCGUCCGAGGUGCGGGAGGCGCUCUCCGCGGCCCUCAACAGCCUGCGGUCGCGCCUGACGUGGCAGCACACCAUCGUGAUCGAGGAGAAAGAGGGGUGGUCCUACAACAACGUCUACAGCGCUGUCAAGGCCUACCUCGCAACGCGCGUCGGAGCCGGCGCCAACAUCGGCAUGCAGCGCCUGCGGGUCAGCAGCACCGAGAGCGAGGCCGAGAAGAUGGUCGUCAGCAUGGAGGCAGGAGAGGAGAUGCCCGACGUGUACGAAGGGGCAGAGUUUAGGUGGUAUCUCGUGACUCGCGAGGUGAAGGGAGACCCGGACAGUGGCACCGGAGCGCGUGAGGUCAGGUCAUACGAGGUGAGUUUCCACAAGAGGCACAAGGAAAAGGCGCUCAAGGAGUAUCUCCCGUUCAUCGUCGCCACGGCCAAGGCCAUAUGGGACGGGGAGAGGAGCUUGAGUAUUUACAUGAACCAGUACUCGGAUGAGUGGAACCCCAUGGAGCUCCAGCACCCGUCCACAUUCGAGACGCUUGCCAUGGACCAGAAGCAGAAGCAGUCCAUCAUCGAUGACCUUGACAGGUUCAUAAAGAGGAAAGACUACUACAGGAGGAUCGGUAAGGCGUGGAAGCGAGGGUACCUGUUGUACGGUCCGCCUGGUACCGGCAAGUCCAGCCUCAUCGCCGCCAUAGCCAACCACCUCAGGUUCGACAUAUACGACCUUGAGUUGACUGGAGUCGAAUCCAACUCGGACCUCAAGAAGCUUCUUAUCGCCAUGAACAACAGAUCCAUUCUCGUAGUCGAAGAUGUCGACUGUACCAUCGAGCUGAAGCAGCGGGAGGAACAUGAUGAAGAAGAGGAACAUGCCAAGUCCAAUUCGACAGGAAAGAAGUCAGAAGAAAAGGUGACGUUAUCCGGGCUGCUAAAUUUUGUUGAUGGCUUGUGGUCAACAAGUGGGGAGGAAAAAAUCAUCAUCUUCACGACCAAUUACAAGGAGCGUCUUGACCCAGCACUCUUGCGGCCCGGCAGGAUGGACAUGCACAUCCACAUGGGGUACUGCACCCUGGAGGCUUUCCGGAUCCUUGUCAACAACUACCAUGCCAUCGACUCCCAUGCCACAUAUCCAGAGAUCGAGGAGCUGAUCAAGGAGGUGAAUGUGACGCCUGCAGAGGUUGCGGAGGUUCUAAUGAGGAAUGACGACACUGAUGUUGCUCUCCAUGAUCUAGUUGAGCUCCUAAACUCUAAAAAGAAAGAUGUUACAGAGAUCAAGACUGAAAACAAACCGGCUAAUGAGAAGAAAGAUGCCGAUGUGAUCAAGACUGAAAGUAUGCUCGUGGACGAAAAGAAAGAUGGCAAUGAGAUCAAGACUGAAAGUGUGCAGGUAGAGGAGAAAAAAGAUGACAAAGAGGUUGUGUUGGAGAAUGAUUCCUUCACAAAGAUGGAAGCACUUAGGAGUGCGGAAGCUAACAGUGACCAGAGUGUGUGUACUAUAUAGAUAGGUCCUACAGGGGAUCCAUUGCAAAAUAUGUGAUCAUUUUGGGAGAUCCAUUGCAAAAUUGUGAUCAUUUUGACUACUAUAACAUUAGGUUUUUUCGAGCAAUCAGGCGCACCAUUACUAACCGGAGUGUGCUUCUAAAUAAUUCUGUAAGUACUGUUGCAACAAGAAGUUAUAUAUGUGAAUAUCCUGUAUAAGACAUUGGCAGUAGAGCCAACUACAAAAGAACCAACUUCAGCAA
Messenger RNA from Lolium rigidum, 1816 nucleotides. RefSeq names its product AAA-ATPase At3g50940-like. The transcript is spliced from 2 exons. Bases 1 to 1575 code for a protein of 524 amino acids. The record is from RefSeq and is a predicted model, not a curated record. Gene Ontology annotation, molecular function: ATP hydrolysis activity; ATP binding. NCBI's taxonomy places the organism in Eukaryota, Viridiplantae, Streptophyta, Magnoliopsida, Poales, Poaceae.